CGCUGCUGCAGCCACCUCUCCCGGGGUCCUGGCGGCGGCGCGGGAAAGAUGGCGGCGCCCUGGUGGCGAGUAGUGCUGUCCAAAAGUCGGGGAUGGCGGGGCUUCGGCACCUCGGCUGCCCUCGGCCGCCGGACGCCCCCGCUGGGGCCGAUGCCCAACCAGGACAUCGAUGUGAGCAACCUGGAGCGACUGGAGAAGUACCGGAGCUUCGACCGCUACCGGCGCCGGGCCGAGGAGGAGGCGCGGGCCCCGCACUGGUGGCGGACCUACCAGGAAUAUUUUGGGGAGAAGACAGAUCCUAAAGACAAAAUUGACAUUGGGCUGCCUCCACCCAAGAUCUGCCGUGCGCAAAGGCUACUGGAACGGAAACGGAUCCGCCAGGAGCUUCGAGCCAGUGUGGAAGAGGAGCGGGCAGCCCGCCUCCGCACAGCCAGCAUUCCCCUCGAGGCUGUGCGUGCAGAAUGGGAGAGGACCUGCGGCCCUUACCACAAGCAGCGGCUGGCUGAGUAUUAUGGCCUCUACCGAGACCUGUUCCAUGAUGCCACUUUCGUGCCCUGGGUCCCCCUGCGCGUGGCCUAUGCUGUGGGUGAGGAGGACCUGAUGCCUGUGUACUAUGGCAAUGAAGUGACUCCAACGGAGGCUGCCCAGUCCCCAGAGGUGACCUAUGAGGCAGACGAGGGCUCCAUAUGGACACUGAUGCUCACCAACCUGGAUGGACACCUGCUGGAGCCCGACGCCGAGUACCUCCACUGGCUGGUAACCAACAUCCCAGGUAACAGGGUGGCUGCAGGACAGGAGGCGUGUCCCUACCUGCCCCCCUUCCCCGCCCAAGGCUCCGGCUUCCACCGCUUUGCCUUCCUGCUCUUCAAGCAGGACAAGCCCAUCGACUUCUCCGCAGAUAUUCGCCCCUCACCCUGCUACCAGCUAGCCCAGAGGACGUUCCAUACGUUUGAUUUCUAUAAGAAACACCAGGAAGCCAUGACUCCCGCUGGCCUGGCCUUCUUCCAGUGCCGCUGGGAUGACUCCGUCACCCAUACCUUUCACCAGCUUCUGGACAUGCGGGAGCCUGUGUUUGAGUUUGUUCGGCCACCAGCUUACCACCCGAAGCAGAAGCUCUUCCCCCACCGGCAGCCCCUGCGCUACCUGGACCGGUACAGGGACAGUCAUGAGCCCACUUAUGGCAUCUACUGAGGGACCACAGUGUGUCCAUCCCAGAGGGUGAGCUGUGCCGGCAGGAACAGGAAAGGUGCAGCCCUGGAGGGCUAAGCUGUGGGGUCUGUACCCUGCCUGACGCAGCCCCUUUGGCAGCCCCACCUGCCAAACCCAGGACUUGGAGUGAAGGACAUUGAGGAUAUGGGGGCAAGGGGUGUGAAUAAAGAUGAUUUCUGCCAUCA
Octodon degus (degu) is the source of this 1394-nucleotide messenger RNA. It is a transcript of the gene Mrpl38, whose product is annotated as mitochondrial ribosomal protein L38. The transcript is spliced from 9 exons. Gene Ontology annotation, cellular component: mitochondrial large ribosomal subunit. The coding region runs from base 49 to 1191 and encodes 380 amino acids. The record is from RefSeq and is a predicted model, not a curated record. NCBI's taxonomy places the organism in Eukaryota, Metazoa, Chordata, Mammalia, Rodentia, Octodontidae.